Molecule: messenger RNA, 9484 nt
Organism: Nasonia vitripennis (jewel wasp)
Lineage: Eukaryota; Metazoa; Arthropoda; Insecta; Hymenoptera; Pteromalidae
Gene: Ca-alpha1D
Product: muscle calcium channel subunit alpha-1
Exons: 34
Coding region: 16-6768 (2250 amino acids)
Biological process (GO): calcium ion import across plasma membrane
Cellular component (GO): voltage-gated calcium channel complex; membrane
Molecular function (GO): high voltage-gated calcium channel activity
Source: RefSeq, a predicted model, not a curated record
CGGCGGCGGCGACCGAUGAGCGCGGGGGAUGGCGGCGCGCCGCUGGGCCAGCCCGCCCGGGAGGCCCGGAACACGCCAGACACGCUCCAGCCCGCUCAGCAGCAGAAUGGCGCCCGGGAGGGCCUCGGGCCGCUCGGAGAGGCGCCGCCCAGCACGACCGGCGGCCAGACCGUGGCGACGACCGUCGCGGCGGGCAAGCCCGGCGCCGCCUCCGCCGCUAACCAGGCCGCGGAGAAGGCCGCCGCGGCCGCCGCGGCCAAGCGACCGGCCCGCCGGGGCGGCAAGCCCCAGCCCGACCGGCCGGUCCGCGCGCUCUUCUGCCUGCAGCUCAAGAACCCGCUGCGCAAGCUCUGCAUCGACAUCGUCGAGUGGAAACCGUUCGAGUACCUCAUCCUGCUGACGAUCUUCGCCAACUGCGUCGCACUGGCCGUGUACACGCCCUACCCCUUCGGAGACUCGAACCAGACCAACGCGUACCUGGAAAAAGUCGAGUACGUCUUCCUCGUCAUCUUCACGGCCGAGUGCGUGAUGAAGAUCAUCGCGUACGGCUUCGUGGCGCACCAGGGCGCCUACUUGCGCAACGGCUGGAAUCUCCUCGACUUCACGAUCGUCGUAAUCGGAAUGAUCAGCACGGUGCUGACGACCUUCAUGAAGGAGGGCUUCGACGUCAAGGCGCUCAGGGCCUUCCGGGUGCUUCGACCUCUCAGGCUCGUCUCGGGCGUGCCAAGUCUCCAGGUCGUGCUCAACUCGAUCCUGAGGGCGAUGGUGCCGCUGCUGCACAUCGCCCUCCUCGUGAUCUUCGUCAUCAUCAUCUACGCGAUCAUCGGGCUCGAGCUCUUCUCCGGCAAGCUCCACUCGACCUGCUGGAACAACGUCACGGGCGAGAUGUGGGACGACCCCCACCCUUGCGGCGACAGCGGCUUCAAGUGCAGCACGCUGGGCGACGAGUGGGUCUGCGACGCCAAGAAGUACUGGGACGGGCCCAACUGGGGCAUCACCAACUUCGACAACUUCGGACUGGCCAUGCUCACCGUCUUCCAGUGCGUCACCCUCGAGGGCUGGACCGACGUCCUCUACUCGAUAGAGGACGCGAUGGGCAGCACCUGGCAGUGGGUCUACUUCGUCUCGCUGGUCAUCCUCGGAGCCUUCUUCGUCAUGAACCUCAUUCUCGGAGUGUUGUCUGGAGAGUUCUCCAAGGAGAGGGAGAAGGCCAAAGCUCGCGGCGACUUCCACAAGCUGCGCGAGAAGCAGCAGAUCGAGGACGACAUGCGGGGCUACCUCGACUGGAUCACCCAGGCGGAGGACAUCGAGCCCGAGGCCGACGAGCCGCAGACGCAGGACGGCAAGUCAGCCAAGCAGCAGAACGAGAUGGAGAGCACGGACCGGCUGGAGAGCGACGAGGGCGUGCAGCACGAGUCCCUCUGGAAGCGCAAGAAGCGCGACUUCGACCGGGCGAACCGGCGGAUGCGCCGGGCCUGUCGCAAGGCGGUCAAGUCCCAGGUCUUCUACUGGCUCAUCAUCGUCCUGGUCUUCCUCAACACCGGCGUCCUCGCGACCGAGCACUACAAGCAGCCGGAGUGGCUCGACCAGUUCCAGGAGAUCACCAACAUGUUCUUCAUUGUUCUCUUCUCCAUGGAAAUGAUGCUCAAGAUGUACAGCUUGGGCUUUCAGGGCUACUUCGUCUCGCUCUUCAACAGGUUCGACUGCUUCGUCGUCAUCGGCUCGAUAAGCGAGAUGGUACUGACCAACACGAACGUCAUGCCGCCGCUCGGAGUCUCCGUGCUGAGAUGCGUCAGGCUGCUCAGGGUGUUCAAAGUGACCAAGUACUGGCGAUCGCUGUCGAACCUCGUGGCCUCCUUGCUCAACUCGAUACAGUCGAUCGCCUCGCUCUUGCUGCUUUUGUUCCUCUUCAUCGUCAUAUUCGCCCUGCUCGGCAUGCAGGUGUUCGGCGGCAGAUUCAACUUCAGCGCCGAGGACGACAAGCCGCGGCACAACUUCGACAGCUUCUGGCAGAGCUUGCUCACCGUCUUUCAGAUCUUGACGGGCGAGGACUGGAACGUAGUCAUGUACACGGGUAUCCGAGCGUACGGGGGCGUCGCCAGCUCCGGUGUCCUCGCCUGCAUCUACUUCAUCAUUCUCUUCAUCUGCGGUAACUACAUCCUGCUGAACGUCUUCUUGGCCAUCGCCGUGGACAACCUGGCGGACGCCGAGUCUCUCACUGCCAUCGAGAAGGAAGCCGAGGAGGAGGCCGAAAAGAACAAGUCGCGCAGCGGUUCCCCAGGCCAAGAUGAACUGAGCGGGGAACAAGACGACGGAGCCGAUGUGACGGGCGGCGAAGACGAAGAGGGCAAUACCGAUCUCGAACAGGAUCCGAAUGAGACCAUGGAGGAUUACGAGGCCGCGCUCGAUGGGUCGGACAAGGACGAGGACGGGCACGGGAAGGUCAGGCUGGAUCUAGAGAGCGACGAGGAGGACCUCGAGGGUGACGAGGAGGACGACCACACGGAAAUUCAAGACGAGGACAUCGAGAACGAGGUGAGCGCGCGUCCGAGGCGCAUGUCGGAAUUCAACAUGGGCACGAAGAUCGUGCCGAUCCCGCCGGCUUCCUCGUUCUUCGUCUUCUCGCAGACCAACAGGUUUCGAGUAUUCUGCCACUGGGUUUGCAAUCACAGCUACUUCGGCAACGUCAUUCUCGUGUGCAUCAUGAUCUCGUCUGCUAUGCUUGCCGCCGAGGAUCCCAUCGAUCCGAAUUCUCAGAGGAACAAGAUCUUGGCGUACUUCGACUACUUUUUCACCACGGUUUUCACCAUAGAAAUUUGCCUGAAAACCAUAUCGUACGGUUUCAUUCUGCACGACGGGGCCUUCUGCAGAUCGUCUUUCAAUCUUCUCGAUCUGCUAGUUGUAUGCGUAUCCAUCGUAUCCACGCAGCUCAGUUCCGGAGCUAUAUCGGUGGUGAAAAUUCUGCGAGUGCUGAGGGUCUUGAGGCCUCUUCGAGCCAUUAAUCGUGCCAAAGGACUCAAGUACGUAGUCAAGUGCGUGAUCGUCGCCAUUAAAACGAUCGGCAACAUUAUGUUGGUCACCUAUCUCCUACAGUUCAUGUUCGCCGUUAUCGGCGUCCAGCUCUUCAAGGGCAAGUUUUUCAUGUGCAACGACAGAUCGAAGAUAACUUCCGAGGAGUGUCAAGGGACCUACAUCAAGUACGAGGACGGAAACAUCAACAAGCCGUUGACGGAGGAGAGGAAGUGGGAGAGGAACCUGUUCCACUUCGACGACGUCGCCAAAGCAAUGUUAACACUUUUUACCGUCUCGACGUUCGAGGGAUGGCCCGGGUUACUCUACGUGUCCAUCGACUCGAACAAAGAAGACUUCGGACCAAUUUACAAUUUUCGACCGAUAGUGGCAGCUUACUACAUCAUCUACAUCAUCAUCAUCGCGUUCUUCAUGGUGAACAUCUUCGUGGGUUUCGUCAUCGUCACGUUUCAGAACGAGGGCGAACAGGAGUACAAAAACUGCGAGCUCGACAAGAAUCAGCGCAACUGCAUCGAGUUCGCGCUGAAGGCGAAGCCAGUUCGCCGCUACAUUCCCAAGCACCGGAUCCAGUACAAGGUCUGGUGGUUCGUCACGUCCCAGCCGUUCGAGUACACGAUCUUCUGCCUGAUCAUGAUAAACACGGUGACCCUCGCGAUGAAGUUCUACCAGCAGCCGAAGGCUUACACCGACCUCCUCGACGGUCUCAACAUGGUCUUCACCGCCGUGUUCGCCCUCGAGUUCAUAUUCAAGCUUGCGGCCUUCCGUUUCAAGAACUACUUCGGCGACGCCUGGAACGUGUUCGACUUCAUCAUAGUACUCGGUAGCUUCAUCGACAUCGUCUGCUCCGAAGUGACCACCGGUCCGCCGGUGGGCAUAUCCAUCAACUUUUUCCGACUGUUUCGCGUAAUGAGACUGGUGAAGCUGCUCAGCCGAGGCGAGGGCAUCAGGACCCUACUCUGGACUUUUAUCAAGUCCUUCCAAGCACUGCCUUAUGUAGCCCUCCUCAUCGUCAUGCUGUUUUUUAUCUACGCCGUCAUCGGGAUGCAGAUGUUUGGAAAGAUCGUCAUCAACGACGAGACGCCCAUACACCGCAACAACCAUUUCCAGAACUUUCCCCAAGCCGUGCUGGUGCUAUUCAGAUCUGCCACGGGCGAAGCGUGGCAGGAGAUCAUGAUGGCGUGCUCCUACAACCCGGAGAAGGUUCUUUGCGUCGUUACGCCGAAUUCGACCGAGAGCACACCGGACAGCUGCGGAUCGGACCUCGCCUUUCCCUACUUCAUUUCUUUCUACGUGCUCUGCUCGUUUUUGAUUAUUAAUCUCUUCGUAGCUGUAAUUAUGGACAACUUCGACUACCUGACGCGCGAUUGGUCAAUCCUCGGUCCGCACCAUCUCGACGAGUUCAUUCGGCUCUGGUCAGAGUACGACCCCGACGCGAAGGGCCGGAUCAAGCAUCUGGAUGUCGUGACGUUGCUCAGGAAAAUCUCGCCACCGCUGGGCUUUGGCAAACUCUGUCCUCAUCGGGUGGCCUGCAAGAGGCUCGUGUCGAUGAACAUGCCAUUGAACAGCGACGGUACGGUGCUGUUCAAUGCGACAUUGUUUGCGGUGGUACGGACAUCGCUGCGAAUCAAAACCGAAGGUAACAUCGACGAAGCGAACGCCCAGCUACGAGCAGUCAUCAAGAAGAUCUGGAAGCGAACGAGUCCCAAACUCCUGGACCAAGUGGUCCCACCUCCAGGAGUGGACGAUGAGGUAACUGUCGGCAAGUUCUAUGCGACUUUCCUCAUACAGGACUACUUCCGACGUUUCAAGAAGAAAAAGGAGCUGGAGAUGAAAGAGGGCGACAAGGACUGCCACAACGCGGUAACGCUACAGGCUGGUCUGAGAACACUGCACGAAGCAGGUCCGGAGCUGAAACGCGCCAUCUCCGGCAACCUGGAGGAGCUACUGGACGAUAACCCAGAGCCAAUGCACCGAAGAAACCACUCGCUUUUCGGAAGCGUUUGGUCAAGCAUGCGCAAGCAUGGCCAACACAGUUUUAACAGGGCCCGUUCGCUCAAACUCAACUCCACCGGCUCCAAGGCUUCGCCGACCAAUUCCAUAGAUUUCCUGCCAUAUUGUUCGUUGCAGAGGGGAGGUCCGGACGCUCUGAACCAAAUCAACGCAAGAUCUCAUCAAGUCGUGCCGAACGUCGCAGGCGGAUUGAGCGACAACGCGAUGGGUCAGCUGAGCAUCGAGCCGCGGCUGAUGGGCGCCGAGGAGAGUAUCCCGUUGAGGCCGCUAGCGAUCUUCGGAGGGCAACAGCUCAUGAACUAUAGGCCGCCUCACAAGCUCGUCGAGCGGUCACGGCGGCGCAGUCUUCAGGACGGAGUCGAGCGGCAGGUGACGGGCCCGGCGACGCUCUCACCGACCAGAGCGGCGGCCAGUCCGCCGGCGCAGCGCCAUCACCACCGGCUCGUCGCGGUGGCCAGUGCAGCCGCCGCCAGUGACAGGGAGCCGAGCCGGCCGCAGUCCCAGGCGACGGCGACCCACCCGACCUCGGCCGACACGUCCCUCGGAGCGCCGAGCCCCAGCUUCGCCUCCUCGUCCACCUCCGGCACCGAGCCCAGAUACCACUCGUACCCCGGCCAGGGAUGCUGCGCCGACUGUGCCACCUGGAGCAGCUCUCACGUAGAGGAAGAGCAGGAGAAAAGCGAGCAGGUGGAGGCCGGCCUGGACAACGACAUAAUCGACCUGGACGAAGACGACGAGGAGGACGUCGACGUCGAACUGGCCGAACUCGACGACGAGACGUCCUUGGAGAGCAGCUCGGCAUCGGGCCUGAAGAACGACGACAGCGGCGGCUGGGUCCGCGCGGCGCCCCGGCAGGUCUCCUCCUCGCUGCGCUCGCACUACCACCAGCACCCGCACCGACUCGUCGAGCCCACCAGCUCAUCGCCCAGCGUCUCCUACCGGGCCGACAGCUCCUUCGGAUCCAAGUCCAGGCCCAGCAGGGACGGCGAGAAGGACAAGGAGAAGGACAAGAGCAAGGGCAAGAAGAGCAUCAGCUCCUCGCUGCGGAGCAGGUUCGGCGGGGGCUCGAGCAGCAGCCGCAGGAACAGCGCCAGGGAGUCCCGGUCCAUCGCCAACGGGCUCAAGCUCGCGCAGACCCAGGCGAUCGCCGUGGCCGGAUUUCUGGCGGACGUCGACGCCAGCCAGUGGAAGGUCUGCGACACCUGCUUCUCGCACCGGGCCUCCUAUCACGGCAGAGCAUCCUGGGGUCGAGAGAGUAACGGCAGCGUCGGCACAGAGCGCCUGUCCCACAGCCUGCCGGGCAGUCCAGCCGACCGAAAGCCCAACUUCGAGGUCAUCGGUAGCGCCGAAAGCCUCGUCGGAAGGGUACUGGUGGAGCAGGGCCUGGGCAAGUACUGCGACCCGGAGUUCGUGCGCUACACGUCCCGCGAGAUGCAGGAGGCCUUGGAAAUGACGCGCGAGGAAAUGGACCGCGCGGCUCACCAGCUCCUGCUCCAGGAACGUCGUGGCCAGCCCCUUGCGUACCAACUCCAGCAGCAGCAGCAGCAGCAGCACAGCACGAGUAACACGCUGACGCCACCGACGGCCGAUCAGCAGUCCUGGAACUCGGCUUCGACGAAUCCACCUAGCGGCGCCACUAUUGCUGUCGACUAUCAGCCUCUGCACCAAGAUGUGCACCAUCAGUCCCAGCAGCAGCCGCAGUACAGACAGCUGCAGCCGCCGUCUUAGCGAAGCAAACAAUUUACUGCUACUGCCGGUGGCAUCUAGAGUCUGGCCGCGAAUAAGCGGGCUUGGCCCAGCUAUACGAGUAGCUGUACGUCUGAAAUCGGAAGUUGACACUAGUAGAGAGUGGAGAGAGAGAGAGAGAGAGAGUCGCGCUGAAAUCGUUAAGAAAUAUUCGUUUCAUUUUUACGCGCGAUUCUCUAGUCGCCUUGCAGAAUUUGAAUAAAGAGGAUAUACAAGGAGGAGAGAUGCUGAUGCGCGAUUACCGAUUACCUUAUUUUCAAAAGCAAAUUUUAUUCGGAUUCUCACAAUUUCAGCGCGAUAGAUUAUUAAAUCAAUGCUCUAGUUCUCGAACAUUCAUUCGAAUAGGCUACUACGCGAGAUUUAUUUUUAGCGGCCACGCAUACUUAGACGAGUAUAAUCGAGUCAAACUGUGAAUACGCACGUAUGGGCACGACAUAUGCGCUACAGUAUUUUCGUAGCUUACCGCUUUUAUUAUUCUAUACAGAUAUAAAGAUUUUUAUGAACGUCACUGUGACGCCUUUAUUUUACGUACGGGGGAGUGCAAUUGCGAGUGUAACGUCGAGCACUCGUGGUAUACAUGCCAGAUGUAAUCUGGCUGCGUAACGGUGUAACCUUACUUUUUGUACCCAGCUUUCAGAUUUACAUACCUUUCGUAAAUUUGAUAAUUUAUUCUGCGACUCGAUGGCGCGUACGUGUACAGUCAUACAUUUACACAUACGAGGCUUUGAUUUUCUGCUCCAAGUUAUCCAUACUAUAUUGCCUAUGUAUAGAAUACAGUGUUACCAUACUAUUAGUGUGAAAGUCGUUUAUUUUUCAUUUCUUUCUCGUGUGUUGUGUUCAUAAGAAUUUUCAACUCCUUAGUUACGUUUCUACGUAUUUGUGGCUCUAGCGGCCGAUAAAUACUUCUACCUAUGAACAUUUAUUGAAACUCGUUAUCAAUACAUUGUAUAUAAAUGUAAAUGAAUAAAACUAAAUGUAACUGUAAUUUAAACAUUUUUAUCGAUAAAGAUUUAUAGAUUUUUGUGAAUAGAACUUUUUACAAAGGCUAUCCCCGCAAUGACGAUAAAAUUUAGACUUUAAUUAUUGAUGGAAAUUUUCUAUUGACGAAUUUAGAUGGACAGGACGUUGUUUGUAAAUUAACAUUUAUUAUGAGAUAUACACUAAAAAAGAGUUACAUGUAAUGUAUAUGUGUGUGAUAUAAUAAGAAGCGUAAAUAAUCCUGUUGAAAAAGGUGUUUAAUCGGCGACGGAAUUAGUUUAAUUUCUAGUAGAUUCAAGUGAUCGUAACGAGCGGGUCAUUAAGAAAAAAACAUGAGAUUAGUUUAAAUGAGCUCAUUAUUUCGUCUUCAAUUAGCUAACUUUUCUACCUGAGAAACAAACAAAUAAAUCAAUAAAUAAAUAUUAUAUAUUACUACCAAAACCAAAGUUUUUGAAAUGUGAUUGAUAUAUAAAUUUAUGUGUAUUCAUGCAUGAGGAGAUAAUUAAUAUUUAUUAAACUAAUUGUAAGAUAAUAAAAAUAGAAAACAGAAAAUCAAUGCCUCUGGGUAUUUUGAAUAUUGUAUUUUACGCGAAAAUAAAUAAAUAACAAUAGUAUAGUAGACAUACGGUCAAAGUUAUGCCCAAUUAAUUUUUGCGAUGAAGCGUCGGGGCCAACAGUUGUUAAACUUUUUCCUCUUGUUUUGCGGACGAGAAAAAGAGAAAGUAAGAAGUAAGAAAAAAUACAAAAUAAUUGAAAUAAUUUAAUACGUAAGAAAACAUUUUCUACUACUCUGUACCAAUUUUUUCUAUUAUUACUAUCCUUGAAUGUCAAAGUAUGCCGAAUGCUUUUUAAAUAUUCUCAAAAAAGUAUGCGAAUCCUUGGCUACUGGUUAUACUGUAGAUUUUGUAAUCGUUUCUAGCUUAGGUUAAAAAAUGAAGACUCCAGACACGAAAUUUAAUUGACAAUCGAUAUAGUGUCUGAUAUAUAUAUCUAUUUAGUAUAUGCUAUUGUUGUUCUUGUUAUUAUUAUUAUUAUUAUUAUUUUUAUUAUUGUUAUAAUUGCGCGUAAAGCGUAUAUAGUUUUUAGGAUCCGACGCGAAGCUUAGUUAUUAUAGUAGAUAAAAUCUCUCAGAUGCGAAAUUCUCUCUCCGACUCUCUAUUUAACUCUUCCCGAACGAGGCGCGCAGAAGUGUGCUUGACUCGACAGGGUCGAAGGGGUCCCACUCUGAGCUGAAAGGAAACCAUCGACCGAAGCGUUGGCCCUGCGUAGAUCAAUUGGGCGUGGGGCGAAAAGUAAAGGUUCGUCGCGAUUUAUUUUUCCCGCGACGAGUCAUAAUAGAAGAGAUAACAAGUGCCUAAGUAUCUAGUAACAUUCAUUCGGACCAGUGGAGACUUUUAUCAAUCUUAUAUUAGCCAAAUAACGAUCUAUUAAAAUUCGUAUUGUGUAAGGCGGUUCAUCGGCGCGAAACGACUGUGAAUAUAAGCCAGGAAAAAAAUCGAGUCUCCGGAUCAGAAGAGUAGCCAUCCGAAAUCGCCAGGAGGAGGAAAGUAAAAUUUUCGAUCGCUUAAAAAAUGCAUCGUUGUACCUUUAUAUCACUUUUCAAGCUUGUGUAAUAACCGCAUAUAUGUGCACAAUAAGAUUGUCAUAGAGGUUUUUCGCAUAGGUCGCCUUUUUAUACACUGAUACGUAAUGUUUUAUAAAUUCUUACGAGUUUUUAAAA